AUGUUCCUGAAUGCAGGUCAGAAAGUGACAAACCUUGAUGAGCUGGAAUUGAAUGUGUGUCGGAAAGGCAUGUUGGUCAAGACUAAUAAGAACGAGCAGGUCACUGCUGAUUUAGUCAUCUGUUGCACAGGAAAUAAGAUCAGCUCUGAAGCAUACAGGUCCAGUCUUACUGCAUGUAUGGGAGACAGUGGUGCUCUGAAGGUGAACAAGCACCUGCAAGUAGAAGGCUUUGACAGCGUGUAUGCUGUGGGUGACUGUGCCGAUCUCGAUGAACCCAAGAUGGCGUAUCACGCUGGGCUUCAUGCUGCGGUUGCUGCCACCAAUAUCAUAAACAGUCUGACAGGAAAAUCUUUAACCUCAUAUCGCACAGGAAAUGUGACUAUGUUGAUUGCUAUGGGCAAGGAUGCUGGAGUAGGCCAGUUUAAUGGCUAUAAACUACCUCGCUUUUUGGUCACCAAGGGAAAGAGCCAAAGCUUGCUGCUGUGGAAGAGCUGGAGGGAAAUGGGGCAAAAAGCUCCUAAUUAACACAAGGUUAACAAACAAUGUUUACAUGAUGCUCAUAAUGUCUGGACUGUAACACAGUUCCAUUUUACUUGACUUCAUUUAACACUUUUUUAACAAAAUGUUUUUAUAUUUAUUGUUGUAAUAUUAAAUAAACCAGACCAGCAGAAAGAUGCUUUAUAUUGUACAA
This is a messenger RNA of Cyprinus carpio (common carp), 691 nucleotides long. RefSeq names its product ferroptosis suppressor protein 1-like. Gene Ontology annotation, biological process: apoptotic mitochondrial changes; positive regulation of apoptotic process. The coding region runs from base 1 to 525 and encodes 174 amino acids. The record is from RefSeq and is a predicted model, not a curated record. Gene Ontology annotation, cellular component: cytoplasm; mitochondrion. The transcript has 3 exons. NCBI's taxonomy places the organism in Eukaryota, Metazoa, Chordata, Actinopteri, Cypriniformes, Cyprinidae. Gene Ontology annotation, molecular function: flavin adenine dinucleotide binding; electron-transferring-flavoprotein dehydrogenase activity.